CACGAUUGUGUCCGUACUACCAGUCUGCUUCUUAGCGGAAAAUGCGGCUUCUUGCUGGAUUACUUGCCACAGUUCUUUUGCUGUUGGCACACAAAACAACUGCGGAUAUUCCCGACUGCGACUUCUACGACACCGUAGACAUCUCAAGUGGUCAAAAGUUUCCGAACGGUUCAUACCUACACGAUGGUCUACUCAUUCCCGCCAAUUUGGUGGGUGAAUAUAGCUUCAGGACUUUGCCUGAUGGCUCGAAGGAGGCAGUGUCGAGCCACGUGAGAGGAUGUGUCUGCAAACUGAAGCCCUGCAUCAGAUUUUGCUGCUCUCACUAUCACAAAAUAGAUGACAGCGUGUGCAAAGAGGAAAUGUCGCAGCUCGAAAAGGACAAACACGAUCCCUACGUGAACGUGACCCUCAGCAACGGAACGGUGGCCAGGAAGCACUUCAAGAAGGAUCUGAUAGUGCAAUCGGAUCUGCCCAUGCCCUGUGGGGAGGAGAAGAUGCACUGGAUUGAUCAUACUCUGCCUGGCAACGGCUUCACACUAUUCGAGAAUGGAACCUUUUUCCGGCAAUGGGACGAGGCUUUCUUGGACAAACGGGAAUAUUGCGUGCAGCACUUUGACUUCGAAGCUAAUGGUAUUCGGAUGGCUCCCCACUUUUGUCAUCUUGACUCUGAAGCCUCGCCAUUGGCACAGAGCAUCGUGAUGGUAAUAUCGUUGAUAUGUAUGGUUCUUACCAUCAGUGUUUACCUCUACGUCAAGAAGCUACAGAAUUUGCAUGGCAAGUGCUUCAUGUGCUACAUGGUCGCCCUUUUCAUGGGUUACCUAUUUCUGCUGCUCAACUUGUGGAACGUGUGGGAAUUACCGUCGAUCCCCUGCACUACAUCAGGAAUCCUGGGAUACUUCUCCGUCAUGGCCGCGUUCUUUUGGCUUUCCGUCAUCAGUCUGCACCUCUGGAAUACGUUUAGCGGGACCUCCCAUUCUUUGAACCGCUACCUGCCAGAGCAUCGGUUUCUGGCCUACAACGGUUACGCUUGGGGCAUGGCUCUAGCCAUGACAUGUUUCACCAUCCUAGCUGAUCAAGUCAUUGAGGAGGACUGGGCACCUCGUAUGGGCACCAACCAAUGUUGGAUCUACACUGGAGAUAAUGCUGCCUUGAUAUACUUCUUUGGACCGAUGAUACUGCUGAUAGCAUUCAACAUAACCAUGUUUAUCCUGACGGCUAUUCGCAUAAUGAAAGUAAAGAAGGAGGUCAGGAACUUUGCCCAACAGGAACGAAGGAACAAUAAGCUCAGCUCGGAUAUGCGAACUUACACGUUCUUCUUGCGGCUCUUCAUCAUCAUGGGUUUGACCUGGAGCUUGGAGAUAGUAUCCUUCCUUGUGCGGAAAAACGAGUUCUGGGGUAGCGUUUUCCAGGUGGCUGACUACCUAAAUUGGUCCCAGGGCACCAUUAUAUUCGUACUUUUUAUUUUGAAGCCCAGCACUCUGAAACUCUUAAAGGAGCGAAUUAAGGGUGAGAACAAUGAAGACCCUGACAGCGAAGAACAGAUCUCGCUUGAGAAUACGAAAUUUGACCCAAGUGUUCUGUAAUAGACGCCAUCCAAAACAAAUGUGGACUGCCAUAACUACAAGAUCGAAGGAAGUUGGAAGUACGACUUGCGGAAGUGAGGGUGUGUAUUAUAACAGAGCGUAGAACUAGUUGGAAGUUAUGGAUGGGUCUCCAUCUACCUAACCUACGACUGGGAUAUUCUCUAAGUUACAAGGACAACUCAUCGGCGCAGCACUCACACUCACUACCAGUUUUAAUUACCUCACAUUGUACUCAGGAGCUAAACUACUUAUUCCUAUUACUAACUAAAUUAUAAUUUGUAAAAUCUUAAUAUAUAAAUUAAGCUACUAUUGUCGAAUUUUUUGAACGCGUGA
Molecule: messenger RNA, 1916 nt
Organism: Drosophila takahashii
Lineage: Eukaryota; Metazoa; Arthropoda; Insecta; Diptera; Drosophilidae
Product: probable G-protein coupled receptor Mth-like 3
Biological process (GO): cell surface receptor signaling pathway; G protein-coupled receptor signaling pathway
Cellular component (GO): membrane
Molecular function (GO): G protein-coupled receptor activity
Source: RefSeq, a predicted model, not a curated record